Messenger RNA from Urocitellus parryii (Arctic ground squirrel), 755 nucleotides. RefSeq names its product trafficking protein particle complex subunit 6A (gene Trappc6a). NCBI's taxonomy places the organism in Eukaryota, Metazoa, Chordata, Mammalia, Rodentia, Sciuridae. The record is from RefSeq and is a predicted model, not a curated record. Gene Ontology annotation, biological process: regulation of GTPase activity; endoplasmic reticulum to Golgi vesicle-mediated transport. Gene Ontology annotation, cellular component: cis-Golgi network; TRAPP complex; trans-Golgi network.
UGGUGGUAGUUGGGCGCGCGAGGCUGACGCAUGGCGGAUGCAGUGUUGUUUGAAUUUCUGCACACCGAGAUGGUGGCGGAGCUCUGGACUCCCGACCCCGACCCAGGCUCGGGGGGACAGAAGACAUGCCCGUCUGUCCUGGAGAGCAUGGGGUUCCGCGUGGGCCAGGCUCUGGGUGAGAGGCUGCCCCGAGACACUCCGGCCUUCAGGGAGGAGCUGGAUGUCCUCAAGUUCCUGUGCAAAGACCUGUGGGUGGCCGUGUUCCAAAAGCAGAUGGAUGGCCUUCGCACCAAUCACCAGGGGACCUAUGUCUUGCAGGACAACAGCUUCCCCCUCCUCGUCCCGAUGGCCUCAGGCCUGCAGUAUCUGGAGGAAGCCCCCAAGUUCCUGGCCUUCACCUGCGGCCUUCUGUGUGGCGCCCUCCAUACCCUGGGCUUCCAGAGCCUGGUCACCGCCUCCGUGGCAGCCCUGCCCGCCUGUAAGUUCCAGGUAGUGAUCCAGAAACCUUGAGGACCCGGUCACCCCUGCCCAGCCGCAGAGCACCCCUGGCCUUCACCCACUCUGGAGACAGCGGGCACCUCGGCCCAGGACCUUGGGUGGCUGCCCUGGGGGGGUCUUGGGGUCAGUGCCGGGACCCCAGUUCUGAGUGUCCCGUGCUCAACGGGAGCUCAGGGCGCUGGAGGCAAGGUGUCCUACUGGUCAGGACUGGUGGCGGGACAUGCGCGACGUCACUCAGGUGUUAAUAAAGUUCUGUA